GCGUUGAUCGUGUUGAAUACUCCCUUGGAUGAUCUGGACUACUUCAGACGAUUGAAGUCGCAUGCAAAAUUUACCCUCUGCGCAGAUGGCGGCGCGAACCGCUUGCACGAUCUAUGUAUCGAACAGAGUCCUGGCAACAGUUGGCGAAAAGCAUUGAGUGCGGAUCUGCCAGAUCUUAUCCACGGAGAUUUGGACUCGCUACGGGACGAUGUGCGGGCACAUUACGCUGAGCUAGGAGUCAAAAUCACCCAGGAUCCGGAUCAGUACUCCACCGACUUUGGAAAAGCUAUCAAGCAGGUCGUUGAACACUUGCCCUCAGCACGUGAAGUCUUGGUCUUGGGCAGUGUUGGUGGCCGUGUUGACCAGGGCAUCGGCUUACUGCACGAACUGUACCGCGAGCAGAAGGUCGACCAUUCAAGACUGCGCUUCUGGUUCUUCUCCGAGUCAAGCAUCACCUUCCUGCUAUGGCCAGGGACCACCAAGAUAGAAACGCCGUUGAAGGAGGGCUUGAUCACGCCCAAUGUCGGGAUCCUCCCUCUGUAUGGCAAAGCGGUGAUUACCACGCAAGGCUUGGAGUGGGAUGUCGAGGACUGGCCGACCGAGAUGGGAGGACAGAUGAGCGCUUCGAAUCAUAUCGUGCAGGACCACAUCUCGAUAAAGACAGAUGUUCAUGUGCUGUUCACGGUUGAG
Messenger RNA from Zymoseptoria tritici IPO323, 690 nucleotides. RefSeq lists its product as uncharacterized. Gene Ontology annotation, molecular function: ATP binding; thiamine diphosphokinase activity; thiamine binding. Gene Ontology annotation, biological process: thiamine diphosphate biosynthetic process; thiamine metabolic process. The record is from RefSeq and is a predicted model, not a curated record. Lineage: Eukaryota; Fungi; Ascomycota; Dothideomycetes; Mycosphaerellales; Mycosphaerellaceae. The transcript has a single exon. The annotation marks the transcript as partial.